Boleophthalmus pectinirostris (great blue-spotted mudskipper) is the source of this 4591-nucleotide messenger RNA. RefSeq names its product potassium voltage-gated channel subfamily C member 1-like. Gene Ontology annotation, molecular function: delayed rectifier potassium channel activity; protein binding. Gene Ontology annotation, biological process: protein homooligomerization; potassium ion transmembrane transport. The coding region runs from base 144 to 1901 and encodes 585 amino acids. The record is from RefSeq and is a predicted model, not a curated record. Gene Ontology annotation, cellular component: axon; dendrite membrane; neuronal cell body membrane. The transcript has 5 exons. NCBI's taxonomy places the organism in Eukaryota, Metazoa, Chordata, Actinopteri, Gobiiformes, Gobiidae.
GCAGACUCGGUGCUGGUGCAUCGCGGAGCCGCAGACCGGAGCGGACCGGAGCAGAGGGAGGAGCGGGUGCAUGGCGCGGACAGAAGCCGCAGCAGAAGCAGCAGGAGCCGGGCGCUGAGUCCGAAGCAUGCCCCAGCGCAGCCAUGACCUGCUCGGCGUCAGAUAGCGAGAAGAUCGUCAUCAACUGCGGCGGCAUCCGGCACGAGACCUACCGGAGCACCCUGAAGACGCUGCCGGGCACGCGCCUGUCCUGGCUCACGGAGCCCGACGCCUUCAGCAACUUCGACUACGACCCGAAGACCGACGAGUUCUUCUUCGACCGGCAUCCCGCCACCUUCGCCUUCAUCCUCAACUACUACCGCACCGGGAAACUGCACUGUCCCAACGACGUGUGCGGCCCGCUCUUCGAGGAUGAGCUCGCGUUCUGGGGCAUCGACGAGACGGACGUGGAGGCGUGCUGCUGGAUGAACUACCGGCAGCACCGAGACGCGGAGGAGGCGCUGGACAGUUUCGAGACGCCCGAGCCGGACGAGCCCGAGAACGACCCGGCGCUGACCGGAGGCGCGGACGGGGACCUGAAGCGGCUGUGCGUGCAGGAUGACCGGCGCAGGCCCACGUGGUGGGAGGUGUGGCAGCCGCGCAUGUGGGCGCUUUUUGAGGACCCCUACUCGUCCAAGUACGCCCGGUAUGUGGCCUUCGCUUCGCUCUUCUUCAUCCUCCUCUCCAUCUCCACCUUCUGCCUGGAGACGCACGAAGUCUUCAACACCAUCUACAACAAGACGGAAAACGUGACGGUGGGAAACGUCACCCGCGAGGAGAUCGUGUACGAGGUGGUGACUGACACCUGGCUCACGUACGUGGAGGGCGUGUGCGUGAUCUGGUUCACCAUCGAGGUCAUGGCCCGCGUGGUCUUCUGCCCGGACAAGGCCGAGUUCUUCCGCAGCGCGCUCAACAUCAUAGACUUUGUGGCCAUCGUGCCCUUCUACCUGGAGGUGGCUCUGAGCGGCCUGUCCUCCAAAACCGCCAAAGACGUGCUCAGCUUCCUGCGCGUGGUCCGGUUCGUGCGUAUUCUCCGGAUCUUCAAGCUCACCCGGCACUUCGUGGGUCUGCGGGUGCUCGGGCACACCUUGCGGGCGAGCACCAACGAGUUCCUCCUGCUCAUCAUCUUCUUGGCCCUGGGCGUGCUCAUCUUCGCCACCAUGAUCUACUACGCCGAGCGCAUCGGGGCCGACCCGGACGACCCCACGGCGGCCCGUCACACCAACUUCAAGAACAUCCCCAUCGGCUUCUGGUGGGCCGUGGUCACCAUGACGACGCUGGGGUACGGGGACAUGUACCCGGAGACGUGGUCGGGGAUGCUGGUGGGGGCCCUGUGCGCUUUGGCCGGCGUGCUGACCAUCGCCAUGCCUGUGCCCGUCAUCGUCAACAACUUCGGCAUGUACUACUCCCUGGCCAUGGCCAAGCAGAAGCUCCCCAAGAAGAGGAACAAGCACAUCCCGCGAGCGCCGCAGCCGGGGAGCCCCAACUACUGCAAGCCCGACGCCCUCGCCAUGGCGACCGCCUCGCCGCACAGGCUCAUGGGUAACGUGCUGGGGCCCGGCAUGGUGGGGUCCGGGAGCAUGAUGGGCACCGGAGACUGUCCGCUGGCCCAGGAGGAGAUCAUCGAGAUCAACAGGGCAGACUCCAAACAGAACGGCGACGCGGCGAACGCGGCGCUCGCCAACGAGGACUGCCCCACCAUCGACCAGGUGUUAGGGGACGAGCGCAGUCCUGCCACCGGGGGCCUGGGCUCCAACACCAGCCGCGAGCGCUACCCCCACGACCGCGCCUGCUUCCUGCUCAGCGCCGGCGAGUUCCAGCGCACCACCGACGGCAACGUCCGCAAAGUGCUGAGUUUCUGAGCGGAGAGAGAGAGGGAGUAAACUUUGAACAAGCUGCACUUUCAUCUUCCUCAUUUGGAUUCCGUGGAGAAGCAGAGGGAGGGAACAGAGAGAGACACGAGGAAGAGGUCAUCCGUGACACCCCCAUCCGCAUACCCAACGACUGUGGCCAAAGUCAGGGGCUGAACCACCUCCGCAGUACCGACCGGAGACUGCGGAAAACACCGGUAGCCGUCAGCCGGGCAUUCACGAUAAAGACAAUUGCGCCGGAUGCCCUCUUUUUGUGUCAACGAAUUCUCCAAGAGGAUGUUCUCAGCCCUGUCCACGUUCUACCAGGACUCCUGUGGCAUCUAGAACACUAUGCAAGACAAUGGUGGCAGUGCAUGUCACGACGAACACUCCGGCGUGGGGGUUCGACCCGGGGUUGGGGGGGGGAAUCCAACCGAGCCGCAGUUGGUUUUGGGUUCUAGUUUCGUCAUACAUAUCAGAAACAUCAGCCAUAUCACAGCGCCACGGCAAGAGGAAAAGCUGCUACUCAUUUUUUGGCGCGGUUUGAACGAUCUUAAAAGACCCUGCGGUGCGUAGGAACCUCCUUCUAUCUCUCUCUUUUCUCUCCACAGAAUCCCCGCCCCCGUCCUCUUGCAUCUCCCAAUCGUUGCCUCUCCUCUUUUAGCAAAAGUGCAUGGCAUGAUAGAAAACAAUUUAACGAGAAAACAAAAAGACACUGGUCGGUUUUGGGGGGGGGAAGGGGUACGAGGCCGGGAGCCCACGAUGAGAAAACGGGGACUCCCUUUUUUUUUUUCCACGCUGCAAUGUCAAUGCAAAGUCAGUACGAUCAUCCGAGCUAUUUUUUAAUCCUCCCCAAAGCGACGGCUAAUAUGUGAAAAUCAGCAUCUCUUGCACCAGUGCGAUGAUGGAUGAGGGCCGCUCCAGCGCGCUACGGGAACCGCGGCGGCGUGGAGAGGGGGGUGGGGGAGCCGCGUGGACCGUACACUCAAUAUACCUCUCUGGGACGACGAAAUGGAGGCUUUAAAAAGAAAAGCAGGGAUCAGCAGAAUCUACACAACACCUUAGAGCUACUAAUCUAGGAACGAACAAAAGAAAAAAAAAUUAGAAAUGCAUUUUUAUUACCUUGUUUACCAGCAUGAAUAUUCUGCAUGACAUCUGCAAGCCAUUUUGAAGCUCCCCGUAACAAACAGGGCUAGAAUUUGAGAAUUGAAAAAAGAAAUUAUAGUAUAUGCAGAAAAAUAGAUUAGUUUUUAAGGUAUUACAGAGUCUUGUUACAUCUACCUUGUUUUGGUUCAUCCCGACGCAUUUGAAAGUUAAAAAUAGCGCCCACCUAAAACGACCCCUACACUUGCGCAAACCCUGGACUUCUGCUUCUGCUUCGCGAAAACCUCUCCUAGUUUUCCUCCUCUGUAUCUGUUUAAAAAGGUGUGAUUCUCUCCAAUAAUGGCAGCUCUGGCACAUGCACUUGCUGGACUUGGAAAAAUGUCACCAAAAUCACCAAGUACCUGCUUUUCAUAUCCGUGUCGUGGUUUUUUACGUUGGUUCGAUGGCGGGAAAUCGGCAAACGGGCGUGUGCAAUCUAUGUGUGAGUUUUAUGUGCGCAGGGUCAAGACGGCUGCUUCACCAAACAUAUUUUAGUCCAGGUUUUUGGGGAAAUUAACCGUGUACAGAGAUUGGCAAGAUCUAGAACCAAAAUUUUAAAUGGGCAAUAUUGGCGAUUAUUUUGUUGUCAUUUUUGUACUUUAUCUGUAAAACCCUUCCAGACCUAAGGGCAAUUUUAGAACAUUUUUACCGAGAUUUUUUUUCCUUAAUUUUGUUUUAGCACAGCCUGAUAUUUCACAAUUUUCAUGCUGUAGUUGUGUCACAUGGUUGUAAUAAAAGCUACAGGACCAGAAAUACAAAUAUUUAAAGCAGAAAAUAAGAUUCACACUCUUUCAUACAAAACAAAACACACAGCAGACAUGUAUUAACAACUUUCUCGACAUAAAAAAAUGCUUAAUUUAGGGCCUUAGCUACUAAAGUGCAAAAUAUCAAGUGUGUAAGUAAACUAAAAAUAUUCUUAUUGCCUCAAAACAAAUAAAAAGUGCAAUGGCCUCAUGAUUUUCCUGGUGCCAGUCGUGGAAAAAAGCUCGUAUCAGGUCCACAUCACUUCCAUGCAAAUACAAAUACCAAGAGAUGCGCAAUUACACAGACUAAGAUGUGUAAUUUGGCAUUUAUUUGAGAAAUAACUGCACUUAGAGUCACUUUUUGAAUUGUUACGAACGCAGACGCUCAGAGCAGUCGACCAUUUUGAGUCACUACACUCUUGAACGUAGAGCAUGCGUUUGACGGAAAACAAAGUUCCUAUUGGAAAUUUUUUUUCCCGACGUCAUCACGCAGCAUUUGACGUAGGAUAAUGCCGGAAAUAUGCUCAGAAAACCACAACUGUCAGCUUUACAAGGGAGAAAAAAGUAUGUUUCUAUCUGUUAUGGUUGGAAAGUUAUGCAUGGUUUUGUAAAACAUGUCUGGUCUGGAAGGGUUAAAAAAAAAAGUACAGAAAUAUCAUUAUAGACCCUUGUUUCCAAACGUAUAAUUGCUUUUCCAAUUUACCAAAGACUGAAAAUUAUAAUUUUGAUAACAAAUUUUGGAUCAUCUUUUCCCAUUUUAUUGAUAUUGCCCGCCUCCAUUGAUUUAAAAAAAAAAAUUACAGACCAGUUCUCUGA